AUGUGUGACAGGAACGGUGGGCGGCGGCUGCGGCAGUGGCUGAUCGAGCAGAUCGACAGCGAGCUCUACGCGGGGCUCAUCUGGGAGAACGAGGACAAGUCCAUGUUCCGCAUCCCCUGGAAGCACGCCGGCAAGCAGGACUACAACCAGGAGGUGGAUGCUUCCAUUUUCAAGGCCUGGGCUGUUUUCAAAGGCAAGUUCAAGGAGGGCGACAAAGCCGAGCCGGCCACGUGGAAGACGCGGCUGCGCUGUGCCCUGAACAAGAGCCCUGACUUUGAGGAGGUGACAGACAGGUCCCAGCUGGACAUCUCCGAGCCCUACAAGGUCUACAGGAUCGUGCCAGAGGAGGAGCAGAAGUGCAAAGCAGGGGUGGCCAACGGGAGCAGCCUGAACGAUGUCACCGACAUGGACUGCAGCUCCUCUGCCAUCGACGACCUCAUCAAGGAGCCCUCCUGUGUGGAUGAGUACCUGGGCAUCAUCAAGAGGAGCCCCUCACCCCCCCAGGAGACCUGCAGGAACCCCCCAAUACCCGACUGGUGGGUGCAGCAGCCCAGCCCUGCGUUGCCCCUGAUGAAUGGAUACUCCAGCUAUGAGCAGUAUCACUCAGGUUAUUCCCAGAUGGUGAUCAGCUUCUACUACAGCGGGAGGCUGGUGGGCCACGUCAGCACCUCGUGCUCUGAGGGCUGCAGGAUCUCCCUGGGGCAGCCCUCGGGCCAUGGGGAGAAGCUCUACGCCCCCGACGCCCUGGAGCACGUGCGGUUCCCGUCGGCCGACGCCAUCCAGAACGAGCGGCAGAAGCAGAUCACCAGGAAGCUCUUUGGCCACCUGGACAGGGGUGUCCUCCUGCACAGCAACAAGCAGGGCAUCUUCAUCAAGAGGCUGUGCCAGGGCAGGGUCUUCUGGAGCGGCAACACCAUGGUCCCAAAAGUGGCCCAAGAUUUUGGCUGA
This is a messenger RNA of Zonotrichia albicollis (white-throated sparrow), 948 nucleotides long. Lineage: Eukaryota; Metazoa; Chordata; Aves; Passeriformes; Passerellidae. The record is from RefSeq and is a predicted model, not a curated record.